Messenger RNA from Menidia menidia (Atlantic silverside), 1036 nucleotides. NCBI's taxonomy places the organism in Eukaryota, Metazoa, Chordata, Actinopteri, Atheriniformes, Atherinopsidae. The record is from the annotation of a GenBank genome assembly.
CCCCGGAAGUGACGCAACGCGCUGUACUGCUUUUCCCUUUUGUCGUGCGGUAGCAGCGUUAGCCAUCAAAGAUGACUACAGCUGCAAGACCGACGUUUGAGCCAGCAAGAGGAGGGAGAGGGAAAGGAGAAGGCGAUCUGAGUGCCCUCUCCAAACAAUAUUCCAGUAGAGAUCUUCCAGGUCACACAAAGAUCAAGUACAGGCAACCCACCCAGGAUGCCCCAGAGGAGGUCCGUGCCCGUGACUUUCGCAGGGAGCUCGAGGAAAGGGAACGUGUUGUCGCCCGCGACAAGACCAGAGAGAGGGGACCAAGAGAGCACACAACAUCAUCCUCAUCCUCAUCAUCUUCGUCCUCAAAGAGACCCAGGCUGGAUCAGAUCCCAGCAGCCAACCUCGAUGCUGACGACCCUCUCACUGACGACGAUGAGGACGAAGACUCCGAGGACGACAGCGAUGACGAGGACACUGCUGCUCUCCUUGCUGAGCUUGAGAAAAUCAAGAAAGAACGGGCCGAAGAACAGGAGCGCAAAGACCGAGAGCAAAAGGCUGAGGAGGAAAGGAUUCGGAUGGAAAAUAUCUUGAGUGGCAAUCCAUUGAUCAAUUUGGCCGGGCAACAGCAGCAGGCCCCAACGCCGACUACAUUCAGGGUCAAGAGAAGAUGGGACGACGAUGUUGUGUUCAAAAACUGCGCAAAAGGAGUUGACGAGGCACGGAAAGAGAAACGCUUCGUCAAUGAUACACUUCGAUCGGAAUUUCACAAGAAAUUUAUGGAAAAAUAUGUCAAAUAAACGUCCUGUGUUUUCCUGAUAUCUUUUUUUUUUUAAUCUUAUGACUUUGGUUUUCUCCAUUUGGCCUAACGGUGAUGGAUGAGAUUUUACAAAAACCCUUGAAGUUGUAGACUGGUAAAUUGCUGUAUAUAAGUGAGUGGCAACUUUCAACUUUAAGUAAACCUGAAAAAAAGUUUAAAAAAAUUAAAUGUGACUCAACAUUUCCUUCUAUGGUUUGCUUUAUUUCAAUAAAAACUUAAGUGACUCAA